Molecule: messenger RNA, 1129 nt
Organism: Hyla sarda
Lineage: Eukaryota; Metazoa; Chordata; Amphibia; Anura; Hylidae
Gene: HSD11B1
Product: hydroxysteroid 11-beta dehydrogenase 1
Exons: 6
Coding region: 72-959 (295 amino acids)
Biological process (GO): steroid catabolic process
Cellular component (GO): intracellular membrane-bounded organelle; endoplasmic reticulum membrane
Molecular function (GO): 11-beta-hydroxysteroid dehydrogenase (NADP+) activity; steroid binding
Source: RefSeq, a predicted model, not a curated record
UACACACUGCAGCACAUGCAGUGCUCUGUGACUGUGAGCUUCUGUAGAGCCCAGUCUAUGUACAUAUUAUCAUGGCGUUACUGAACAAAGCACUGCUUGCCCUAGUUGGGAUCCUAUUGGCUGUUUACUUUUACUCUGGGAAAGAAGAAUUUAAACCUGAAAUGCUUAAAGGCAAAAGAGUGAUUGUUACUGGUGCAAGUUCUGGUAUUGGUGAACAGAUGGCAUAUCACUUGGCAAAAAUGGGAUCACAUGUAGUGAUAACAGCCCGUACUGAAGAGAAACUCAAGAAGGUGAUAGAAAAGUGUACAAAACUUGGUGCAGCUUCUGCCUAUUAUAUCCCUGGAAGUAUGGACAAUAUGACUUUUGCUAAGCAUGUGGUGCACGAAGCUGAACGUUUACUUGGUGGACUUGACAUGCUAAUCCUGAACCAUAUUGGCUACACCUACUUCAAUUUCUUUAAUGGUGAUGUGAAUCAUAUACGGAAUCUUCUGGAAAUAAAUUUUUUGAGUUAUGCAACCAUGACAGUUGAAGCUCUGCCAAUGCUAAAAGCAAGUGGUGGGAAUGUUGUAGUAGUCUCUUCAUUUGCAGGCAAGGUUGGCUUACCUUUGACUGUGCCAUAUUCGACCACUAAAUUUGCCCUGGAUGGCUUCUUCAGUUCUCUCCGAAUGGAGUUCUACCAACAAAAAGUUAAUGUUUCGAUUACAUUGUGUGUUAUCAGCUAUAUUGAUACAGAUUCCGCUAUUAAUACAGUAUCACAUGUGAUCCAGCAGCCUGCCGCUCCAAAAGAAGAAUGUGCACUAGAAAUCAUUAAAGGUGGAGCCCUGAGACAAAGAGAAGUCUACUAUCAGUAUCAUGCCACCAAGAUUCCAAUGCUGCUUAGAGACUGGGCACCAGAAUUCUUAGAAUACCUUGUCCUUAAGAAUUACGAUGUUGGGGCAGUGACUAAGAAGCAGGAAUGAUUGUAAAUUAGGACUACAUGAGGAUAUAUCAGGGAUACUAUAAAAUACAUAUAAUGUAGCCACAGAGAUUAUUUUCUAAAUAUAAUAAACACAGCAGAAGAAUUAUACUGCCUUAAAUCAUAAUUUUUACACCAUUUUAUAAUAUAAAAUAUAUGAUAAAGUAUUAUGUG